AUGGACAUUUUGUUCAUGGACACCUCGGGCGGCGUCCCAUCGUUCGAAUUCCGCGUGACUGGUCAACACGAUUGGGUAGCUUUCAACGCUUCCAAUUCCACAAUUCCAAUCGAGGCGAUGGAGUACAAAGUUCAACGAGGGCACGAGCACAGGUCAAAGGGGCCGACAGGCAUCUACUUGGACAUGGAGUGGGGUUUGGAUCUUGAUUGGUACGAUUCCAAUGCUAGUUGGCACCCUUACAUUCCACUGAGACUGGUGGCUACCACUUUUAUGAUAAAACUAAGGCAAUUGCCUGUAGAGCUGUCAGGUGUAUUCAUUGCCUCUUUCAUAUUUAAUGGAAUAUUGGAUGCUUUCAUUGCUUUUUUCAUAAUUAAUCCUGUGUGA
Molecule: messenger RNA, 384 nt
Organism: Laccaria bicolor S238N-H82
Lineage: Eukaryota; Fungi; Basidiomycota; Agaricomycetes; Agaricales; Hydnangiaceae
Exons: 3
Coding region: 1-384 (127 amino acids)
Source: RefSeq, a predicted model, not a curated record